UCCUUUGCAUGAAUUCGAAAAAUUUCCGCGGGUGAGAUCGAACCAUAAGUUUAUUUUCAUCGUGGUGUUUUAUCUGUCUUCUGCAGCAGCAGCAGCAGCAGCAGCAGGUUUUGUAAUAAACUGUGUUGAGUGAUGAGUUGAUAUGGCGACACCAAAGGAAAAUAUGCGGACUUUGAUUCGCGAGGGAGAUGCGCUGAAGAAAGAGGUGGAUGCCUUUGCAGUUGAAUGCCAAGGAGUCAUUGAAGAUAUGGGGCUGUCCGACAGGAAACAACGCAUGAAGAAGUUACUGCAAAGGAGCAAAGACUUGAUUAAGAAGACUACCAAGAUGGAGCAGAGGGUGUCGAAACACACUAAAGGUAAAGAAACAACCCCAAUCAGUCGAUUUGACGAUGUCAAAGCUGAUGAACUGAAGCGGCUCAGAAAUCUAAAGAAUCGUCUUGAGAAGCUCAAAGAGAGUCUUAUCCCUAACGAGACGGAGGAAGAGUACUUUCGCCAAAUGGGGGAUGAGGCAGGAGCGACAUCCACGAGCAAGGUGAUCAGUGUUGGCCCAGGUGCCAAUAGCACACUGGAAGAUGAAGAGGAGGAAGAUGAAGAGGAGGAAGAUGAAGAGGAGGAAGAGGAAGGAGAGAAGGAUGUGGAGGGAGAUGAGGAGAUAGAAGAGGAGAGGGAUGAGGAGAACCAGGAAGAGAAGAGUUCCCCGGGAAAAUCUGGGAGCAAACUGCGGCGCAUGAGCCUCUUCCGGCGGUCCUCCAAGAGUUCCAAAGAUGUGGCAGCAAAGCUGAAGGCCACAGAGGCUGGGGUGCCAGAAGAAACCAAGAAAGAGCGAAAGGAGAGGGAGAAGCGGGAGAGACUGCUGGAAAAGGAGAAACAGGAGCAGGCCAAACGGGAGAAGCGGGAGCAGGAGAAACGGGAAAAGCAGGAAAAGGAGCGACUGGAGAAGGAGCGGAAGGAGAAAGAGAAGGAGAAGAAGAAGGGAAGGGCCGACAAGAAGGGUGUUGGUAAAGGGAAGCUUGGCAAGUCCUCCGGAAGUCAACUGGAUGGAAUAAGUGAGCAGUCAGAAGAAGAUGAGGAAGAUGAAGACAUUGAAGAAGAGGAGGAUCAUGAGGAAAAUUAUGAAAACGAUGGAAAGGAUAAAGUUGAGGACGGAGAGAUAGAUGAGGUUGAUGAGGAAGAUGAAGGAGAUGACGAUGGUGAUGAAGACGAUGAUAAACAACAGGGGGAAGUCAAUAUUGUGGAAGCCAAGUCCCCCAGAAUGGCAUCAAAACGGAGCCUGAUGAAGAGCCCCUUUGGACGCAGGCAAAAGGACGGCAAGAAGGAUGGUGUGCCACCAGAGGAGCCCAAACCGCCGAAAGAAAAGAAAGGAUGGAAACUAUUCCAGCGCAAGACUGACAGGAAAAUGACAGCAUCCACCAGCAGUGAUGCCAAAGAAGAAGAUGCAACCUCGAAGCAAGCGACAAGCAAAGAGGACGCAGCCAAAAAUACGGGAACCUCGAAGGCAAAUUCACUCCCAGAGGAGGUUGAAAGUGAGGACAAUGGUGAAGAAGAAGAGGAUGAUGAAGAUGAGGACGAAGAAGAGGAUGAUGAUGACGAAUAUGAAGAUGAUGAAGAAGUAUCAGCUGAGGAUGAGGAACAGGGAGAGGAGGUUUCUGAGGAAGAGGAUGACGAGGAGGAGGGAGAAGAUGACGAAGAUGACGAGGAGGAAGACGAAGACGAGGAGCAAGAUGACGAAGAAUAUGAAGAUGACUCCCAGUACCUUGAUGAGCUGGGUGGAACAGGAGGCUCAAAUGCAAGCGACAUCUUCAGUCCUCCGGACGAAGGGAUGGAGCGAUAUGAGGCCGUUUGCGACUUUGCUCCUGAGCAGACUGAAGACUUGGCAUUCAGACGAGGUGACAUCCUAACUGUCAUAAAUACCAGAGACGAUGGAUGGUGGAUGGCUGAAGAUGAGGAAGGGAACCGGGGACUGGUACCCAGCACCUACCUCAAGUUGAAGAAAGAUUACGGUGACUACAGGGACGUACAGUCUCCUGAGGAAGAAGAUCAGGCACGUGCACAAGGUGGUCGUCGAAAAUCAGGUUUGGAGCUGUGGAAAGGACUAAGAAAAGCAAUGAACGAGACAAGUGUGACAGACGUGUUAACUGCAAUGGGUGCUAUCCCGUCUGGAUUCAGACCCUCCACCACAGCCAGACUACUAAAAGAAGACCAAUACAUGUUGAGCAAUGUGCUGAAGCCUCGUCUGAGCCAGUCCUAUCUUGCCUUUAAGGAUUUAUACUGGAAUCCCAAGGACAAUCAGAUCAGAGCUCGUACUGUGCGUGUGCAGAAGAUGGUCUCUCUCAUGAUGCUCAAGAACAUGCCCCAAGUUGGAGCAGGGCUGGAGAUCAAGACAAGACACAUACGGCUGGCAGUUUUUGAUGGAGAUAAGGUCCUAAGUAACAUCCACACAGUGCAGGCCACGUUUGUGGAGUCUGACCCCAGGACUUGGAAGUUUUCACCAAAGAUGACAAGCAUGCUACCAAGCACACUGGAUGGGGACUGCUUUGUUCGUACCAAUCACACAGAUCAGAACAUUGGCAUUCUGUUUGAAAUCUGCAUAUCAUAUCUACGAACAAAAACAGGUGAGAAGGGAGAGUUAAGCUGUGGUUGGGUGCACCUACCACUGUUUGAUGAAGCAACAGGGGGACCAGCAGUCAACAAGGUCUAUGAGGUACCCAUCAAAGGAGGAACUCCAUAUGAACCAGAUGUGGAUGUGGAUCCUUCCAUUAGCAGAAAAGCAUCCACCAGUAAGUUUCGUUCCAUGAUGACAGCUAGUAAGAACCCUAGGCUGGUUGUGAAGCUGUCCAUGCCAACUAAAGAACAGAAGGCUGACUUAGACACAUUGCCCGACACUGUUGUCAGUUGUAGCUGUUACAUAUCGUCACUUUCAAUGUACCGAAGGCUACUAGCUGAGGCCGCACUCAUAGACAGGAUUGACCUUCAAAACACAGAUCUUAUUCAUAGUCCUGUUCUUUCCAGUUUCCCUGAGGCUCUGCAAUAUCCAGACAUAAUGGAUGCUUUGAGGAAUUGUUGGGCAUACAAAAGGCGAACAAUGAAAAAAUCAGACAAGAGAGACCUUGGCCAAAUGAAGAAAUUCUUUGUUGAUGCAUGCAUGGAAAGCAUCUAUCUCCUCCUCCAGUCAGCAACUCUGCCUGCCUACAAGUUUGGUGACAAGGAGAAUGAACAGGAACGAUGGGAGGAAAUCUCGGAUAUGAUGCAGAAAAACCGCACAAGAGGUGUACUGGACUACCUCCUGAAGCCUGGUGUGAUGCAUGCGCCCUUUGACAUUGGAGAAGUGACCUUCAACCUCUUGCAGGUCUACCACGAGGGGAGCUGACGACCGUUGCAUGUUAAUUAAGCUUUGAGUGACUAAUAAUGUCCCAAAGAGUGAUUUUCUGAGCCAUUUAUUCGAACAAUCACUGGAGAACUUGUCAGUGCUCAACACCAAAGAAAACCAAUGAUGAUAUUUAGUUGUCAACAUGACUAUUUGUGAGAACAUUAAUUCAACUUUUCAAUUGUCAUUUGCAAAGGUUUUAAUACUACUUGAGUAAUGCUAGUUUUUCUGGAAAACCAGCCAAUGGAGAUCUGUAUGAUUUUGAUUAUUUUUAAAAUUGUAUUUAUUGGUAUACAAGACAAAAAUGACCAACAGCAGCAGCUGGAAGGGUCACCAAACAAAUGAAAGAAACAAAUAAAUAUUACAAUUAAACAGGAGUCAUACCAUAAAGCAGGUUGUUGAAGGCAAGCUGUAGUCCCAUAGAACUUCACUUUCAAGUACCCAUGUGAUGUUAGAAAGGAUGUACCCAUUUGAGCCCCAGCAUUGGACUUGGGGUUUUAAGCAGCAUGUUUUUCUGGACAUAAUAAAAAAACAGUCAAGCUUGUCAGCAUUAGAAGUACACCAUACGUCACAAAGCCAGUUUUUUCUAGGUGCUGAGCUGUAUUUCACUGAGUGACUUGUGCACUAUAUAGCACUAUAUAGCGAUGUCAAGUGUGUACAUGUAUUAAUAUUUGAUUAAUGCAUUGCCUGUCUUAAGACUGGGUGCACCUGUCAGUUUGAUUACCUUGAAUUGUGAUUUGUGUCUAGGAAAUAAAUUUUGAAUAUAUUUUAAUUUCUAUA
This is a messenger RNA of Acanthaster planci (crown-of-thorns starfish), 4144 nucleotides long. RefSeq names its product nephrocystin 1 (gene nphp1). The record is from RefSeq and is a predicted model, not a curated record. Gene Ontology annotation, molecular function: protein binding. NCBI's taxonomy places the organism in Eukaryota, Metazoa, Echinodermata, Asteroidea, Valvatida, Acanthasteridae. Gene Ontology annotation, cellular component: cytoplasm; cilium. Gene Ontology annotation, biological process: protein localization involved in establishment of planar polarity.